AUGUUUCAUCCACAAGUGGAUAAAACACAAUCAGUGAAUCGACAAUACGAUCAUUCACAUAUUCAUCCACCAUCACAACCACCGCCACCACCACCACCACCGUCGCCGUAUCUCCCUCGUGAUCAUUCCAACCAAUACACUGCUACUAGCCUCGUCCAACGACCACCAAACCCGACCGUCACCUGCAACCGGACUUGUGGCCGUCUCAUCUUUAUUCUAGCAUUCACAAUCAUAAUCGCGCUCUCCGUGGUCUUCAUGAUCUAUUUCGUUCUCGUGGACUCCCAUAUCCUCGUCUUCCACGUCCGUCGUCUUGAAAUGUCGGGUUUGAAAAUGGAUUCGUCAACCGAUAUCCAAUGGAACACAUACGUAUCCGCCCGAAACCCGAACGUGCAUUUGAAUUUCUUGAUUGAAAAUGCCAACAUCAACCUACUCUACAAAAACAAAGCGUUGGCCAACGCAUACCAUGAUCAAUUCCAGCUAAUGAGCGAAGAAUCGAAAGAUAUUCAGGCGGAUUUCAAGGUAGCGAAUUUGUCGUCAGAGGAUGAUCUCGUGCACGAUAUGAUGUACGAAAUCGCAAACAACAUGGUUUUGCAAUUCGAUUUAGCGAUGUCGAUUCAAGCCACAUUUCGCUAUGAAAUCAUCAAUAAAGAUGUAACAAGAUAUGAAAUGGAAGUUGUAUGUAAAGAUUUAGAACUACAGUUCCCUCCUAAUUACACCACCAUGGGUGGUGGUGGUGGUGUCAUCCGGUCCGACGACCGCAUGUCCAAAAUUUGUUCUCUAGAAUUGAUGAAACAUUCAAUAGAGUGGGGGAUCCAGUAA
This is a messenger RNA of Cynara cardunculus var. scolymus (artichoke), 819 nucleotides long. RefSeq lists its product as uncharacterized. The record is from RefSeq and is a predicted model, not a curated record. The transcript has a single exon. Gene Ontology annotation, cellular component: plasma membrane. The coding region runs from base 1 to 819 and encodes 272 amino acids. Lineage: Eukaryota; Viridiplantae; Streptophyta; Magnoliopsida; Asterales; Asteraceae.